AUGGCGACGCUGUUCCACGUGACGUUGUGGUGUUGCUGCUGCCGUGGAAGGGGCCGCCGGCGCCAGGGAGACGUUCGGAAGGAGGACAUCGUCGUACGGAGAGCCACCGAGACCGAUUACUGGAUUUCCGAACCGACGGCUGAAGCCAAGGAACCGAAAUAUGGCAUCGUCACUCCAAGCCCGUACUAUGGAGUGUCGCGCCGUCUCUCCAACGUCUCCUACGCGUCCGUCCAGAAGAACCACAGCCGUCCAGUGCGGCCAGCGCCACCUGUACCCUCGGUUGGCAGGGAUUACGGUGUCCCGUCGACGAUCAGCAUCCCCGGGCAGGGCACAGAGAUGUCUGACUAUGGCUCUAGCGUCGACGGCAAAGAGUACGCGCCCACCACCAGCACGUUCAUGACCCACUCGACGACGGCUGAGACCGAUCUCGGCAGCCCGGAUAAGUCAACUUGCAAGGAUCAUUUAUUUCAGCACGUCGUCCGCGGCCUGAUCCUCAGCCACCGUCGCCACGGCGAGGACAAGGACAUCAACAGGUGCAUCUGCUGCGCCCCAGAAUUGGCCCCCGACCAGCCAUACUACAGCGACAGCAUCGUGCAGCCCAUCUACAACCAGGCUCCGAGCUACAACUAUCAACAGCAGCCACCCGUCGCCGCCGCUCCCACCGGCUAC
Messenger RNA from Mesorhabditis spiculigera, 669 nucleotides. The record is from the annotation of a GenBank genome assembly. Lineage: Eukaryota; Metazoa; Nematoda; Chromadorea; Rhabditida; Rhabditidae.